UUUCAUGAUAUCCUAAGUCAUCUGGCUCUUGACUGUUAUAUGAUAAUAAUAUUACUGGAUGGGGGUAAUGAUAUUGAUCCAACUGCUGAAGAAAUAGAAUAUCAUCAGUUCUUUCUUGAACUAUUUGACAAAGAUCCAACUUUACCUAAUUCACUAAGCUAUAAGCAAUACCAUCGAUUAUAUUCUGUAUUAAUUGCAAUUGAACCUUCCCUUGCAGAUCCACUUCUAGAUGCACAUAGUGCUCUACGUGGUGUAAUUAAUAAACAGGGUAAUGAAUAUAAAUAUUACAAAGAAGCCCAAAAAAAAAUUGAAAAGGAUGUUCAGUGGUAUGAGUUUUUAAAACUUGAUAAAAAGCAAUAUUUGAAUUUUAGAUUCUUACGUGGUAUAUCAUUAUUUCAUAAAUCAAAAGAGAAGGCUGAAGAAGUUUUAAAAGAACAUAAUCAUAGUAAUGCAGAUGAGACCUAUGAUAAUACACAUGAUUCUUUUAACAACAAUGGUGAAUGUGUUAAUAGUGACAAUGAUGACACAGAUAAGAAUGCACCUGAACCUGAUAACUUAACAACUACUGAUCACAGUCAAGAUAACACAACAACCACUGAUCCUAUCUUCA
Molecule: messenger RNA, 610 nt
Organism: Racocetra persica
Lineage: Eukaryota; Fungi; Glomeromycota; Glomeromycetes; Diversisporales; Gigasporaceae
Source: the annotation of a GenBank genome assembly